AUGGAAAAAGACCAACUAAUAAAAGAUGUUGAGUUUAACCAAAUAAAUCAACUAUAUGAAGAAUGUUUGACUUAUUUACAAUCAAACAUUAAACACAGUGCCUAUGACAUGAAAGAACUCAAUUCGGAUCUCCAUGAACAUAUAUCGAAUGAGGAUGGUGAUGGUGUAAUAUAUGAAACUAUACAAGAUAAUAAAACACUUAAUCGGUUUAUAGAAUCGUCGAAACCUGAGUUCAUAGUUGAAAAUGAAUUACAAAAUGAUAAAUCAGACAGUAUUAACUCAGUAAGGUCAGAAAUCAAGUCGGAGAGACUCAGAAAGCUCUCUCAAACUUUACCCAGGAUUAUAAUUACUCAGAGCGAUGCAAGCUUAAAUUUCAAUAAGAACAAGAAAUUGAUUUACGAAUUUCAGAAACCCAAAGUACCGAGUGUUGCUAAGAAACAUCAAAUAGUGCAAAACAACUUCAUCAAAAAUCCAGCGCCACUUCGCAACCGUUCAGCUUACGGUGACUUUCCCAAGAGAUUAGUCUCUAAAGGUGGAGGCGAGAAUGUGGCCCUCAUCUCUAAUGUCCCGUUUGAGAAGAUUCGACUAUUGAAUGAUUCAUUUCAUACUCUGAUCAAUAUUCGCUGGCGUUGGAUCGUGAUCGGCACGGUGGUCGUCCACUUCACCAUGUGGGCGGUGUUCGCGCUGUUCUGGUACAUCACGGCGCUGGCACAUUACGACUUCGAACCAGACCCUCCGAACAGGCCAUGUAUCACGGGGGGAAAGGACUUUAUCACAAUCUUCUUGGCUUCUGUUGAGGCUCAGACAACCAUCGGUUUCGGAGAUCGUGCCAUAGAUGAAGAGUGUCCAGAAUCCAUAUUUCUAUUUAUAAUUCAGUUAAUCCUGGGUACCGGGCUGUCUGGAGUUCUGACUUGCGUCGUCUACGCCAAACUCACACGGCCAGAGAAGCUCUCCAGAGAUGGCGUUGGCUUCAGCAAAAAAGCUGUGAUCAGCAUCCGUGAUGGGCGCCUCUGCCUGAUGAUGCGAGCUUGGGAUCUCAACUACGACCACAUCAUUAGCUCCGAGUUCACCGCCCACUUUAUCAACACAUACAGAACAAAGGAAGGGGAGAUAAUCCGAUACUACGCGCGCAGCUUGACACUGAAGCAGCGUCAGUUCCUGCUGUGGCCGGUGACGCUCGUGCACGAGAUCGACGAGGACAGUCCUCUCUACCGAUACACGCCUGAUGACAUUAGAAAGAUUAGUUAUGAAAUAACGGUUGGACUGAAAGGGGCAUCCUCGUCCUUGGGCACUUUCACACAGAGCCAGACUUCUUACAUGCCCAGAGAGGUGAUUUGGGGACACCGGUUUCCUUCUGUUGUCAAAUACAACAUUCGCAAGCAGAAAUACGCGAUAGACCACACAAAGUUGGACACCAUCGAGCCGGUGGAGACACCCCUUUGCAGUGCUUGUGAGCUUUACAGAACCAUGGAGUAUAAGUCGCCACCCCCCUCGCCCCGCAGCCCCGGCACGCCCGGCACCCCCGGCAGCUUCAGCGACCAGCUUUCGGGGUUUCAAAUCUCUCGCUCCUCUUCAUUUCGCAAGAAGAAACCUGCCGAUGCCCAAUUUUCUUAA
Molecule: messenger RNA, 1614 nt
Organism: Cydia amplana
Lineage: Eukaryota; Metazoa; Arthropoda; Insecta; Lepidoptera; Tortricidae
Product: G protein-activated inward rectifier potassium channel 3-like
Exons: 10
Coding region: 1-1614 (537 amino acids)
Biological process (GO): potassium ion import across plasma membrane; regulation of monoatomic ion transmembrane transport
Cellular component (GO): plasma membrane
Molecular function (GO): inward rectifier potassium channel activity
Source: RefSeq, a predicted model, not a curated record